GGAGGAGGUUCUGUGGGUGAGGGGCGCUCUGAUUCUUCUACUCACCGGAGCUGCCAGCGAAGGAGCGGGACGGAGGGGGGCAAUGUAUGACCGGAGCCGUCUGCCCUGAGACGGGGAGCGCUAUGAGGCACUAUCUAGCAAGCUAAACGGGCACCAACAUGGCUCAAUUUGCCGCGGCUCCUUUUGGAGCAGGGAAUUUGGACAUCUGGGCCAUAACAGUGGAGGAGAGAGCUAAACAUGACCAGCAGUUCCAUGGACUCCAACCAACCGCUGGCUACAUCACUGGAGAUCAGGCCAGAAACUUCUUCCUCCAGUCUGGACUUCACCCGCCAGUUCUUGCACAGAUAUGGGCUUUAGCUGAUAUGAACAAUGAUGGUAAAAUGGACCAGCUGGAAUUCUCCAUAGCGAUGAAACUGAUUAAGCUAACACUACAAGGUUACCCACUGCCCUCCGCCCUCCCCGCUGCCAUGUUGAAGCCACCAGUAACUGUACCCACACCAGCCGCAUUUGGUAUGGUUGGAAUCACUGGCAUGCCGCCUCUUGCAGCUGUAGCCACUGUGUCAAUGCCUCCUAUCCCUGUAGUGGGGAUGUCUCCUCCUCUAGUGUCUUCUGUUCCUGGUACUGCAGUGCAGCCUCUGGCUAACGGAGUCCCUGCCGUAAUCCAGUCACUUCCUGCUUUUGCUCACUCUGCCACUUUGCCAAAGAGUUCAUCGUUUGGUCGUUCAGCUGCUGGAGGUCAAGUUAACCCGAAACUUCAGAAAGCCCAGUCUUUUGAUGUCGUUAUCCCUCCUCCUGCAGCUGAAUGGGCCGUGUCGCAGUCUUCAAGAUUAAAGUAUAGACAAUUGUUCAACAGCCAUGACAAAACCAUGAGUGGCCAUCUUACAGGUCCCCAAGCUAGAACUAUUCUUAUGCAAUCUAGUUUGCCACAAGCCCAGCUGGCGACAAUUUGGAAUCUUUCAGACAUUGAUCAAGAUGGGAAGUUAACAGCAGAAGAGUUCAUCUUGGCUAUGCACUUAAUAGACAUGGCAAUGUCUGGUCAGCCACUCCCUCCAGUGCUGCCCCCAGACUAUGUGCCCCCAUCGUUCAGGAGAGUUCGGUCUGGCAGUGGCAUUUCCAUAAUGAGCUCUGUGUCAGUUGAUCAGCGUUUACCAGAAGAACCAGCAGAAGAGGAGCCUCAACCUGCAGACAAGAAAUUGUCUGUGACCUUUGAAGAUAAGAAGCGGGAGAACUUUGAACGCGGUAACCUAGAAUUGGAGAAAAGGAGGCAGGCUUUGUUGGAGCUGCAGCGGAAAGAGCAGGAGCGCCUUGCUCAGCUGGAACGGGCUGAACAGGAGAGGAAGGAACGGGAAAGGCAGGAACAUGAGAGAAAGCGCCAACAAGAGCUGGAGAAACAGCUGGAGAAGCAGCGAGAGCUGGAACGUCAACGAGAAGAAGAGCGGAGGAAAGAAAUAGAGCGGAGAGAGGCUGCAAAGCGAGAACUUGAGCGUCAGAGACAGCUGGAGUGGGAGCGGAAUCGGCGUCAGGAGCUCCUGAACCAGAGAAACAAGGAGCAGGAAGACAUUGUUAUGCUGAAGGCCAAAAAGAAGACUUUGGAGUUUGAGCUGGAAGCUUUGAAUGAUAAAAAGCAUCAGCUCGAAGGAAAACUUCAAGACAUUCGAUAUCGAUUGACCACACAGCGACAGGAAAUAGAAAGUACAAAUAAGUCCAGAGAGCUGAGGAUUGCUGAAAUCACACACUUACAGCAGCAGCUUCAGGAGUCUCAGCAGCUGCUUGGAAAAUUGAUUCCCGAGAAACAGUUCCUAAAUGACCAAUUAAAACAGGUUCAGCAGAACAGUUUGCAAAGAGAUUCCCUCCUAUCUAUAAGAAGAGCUUUGGAUGCAAAGGAAAUGGGCCGUCAGCAACUCAGAGACCAGCUUGAUGAAGUGGAGAAGGAAACCCGGGCAAAACUUCAAGAGAUCGAUGUCUUCAAUAACCAGCUUAAGGAACUGCGGGAAAUGCACAGUAAGCAGCAGUUGGAAAAGCAGAAGGACGUGGAAGUGGAAAGGAUGAAGCAGAAGGAGCAGGAGAGGAAGGUCAUUGAGCUGGAGAGACAGAAGGAGGAGGCUCAGAGGAAGGCCAUUGAGCAGGAUAAACAGUGGCAGGACCGUGUGAAGCAAGAGGAGGAGCUGCCACGACACAAACUGCUUCAGGACGAGGAGAAACAGAAACGGGAAGACUCUAUUAAAAGAAUGGAGGAAGAGCGAAAACUGGAGGCUCAGGAAAAAGCCAGCAAACUUUUCCAGCAAGCUCCGGAGCCAAUGAUACCAGGAGGACAGGUGCCCUGGACAGGUACAGAGAAAGCACCACUAAUGAUUUCACAGGGGAAUGUAAAGGUUGUAUAUUACCGGGCACUCUAUCCUUUCGAUGCCAGAAGUCACGAUGAGAUCACUAUCCAGCCUGGUGACAUUGUCAUGGUGGAUGAGAGUCAAACUGGGGAGCCUGGAUGGCUGGGAGGAGAACUGAAAGGGAAAACUGGCUGGUUUCCUGCCAAUUACGCCGAGCGACUGCCUGAGAGCGAAUCUCCAAACACAGCCAAGCAAGUAGCCGACACUACAGCCAAAACCACUGUCCACUUGAAACCGUCCACAGCCACAUCAUCAGCUUUUACUGAUACAUCUACAAAUGCCAACAACUGGGCUGACUUCAGCUCAACGUGGCCAACUAAUAAUGAGAAAGCAGAGACUGAUAACUGGGAUACAUGGGCAACUCAACCUUCACUGACUGUACCGAGCGCCGGGCAGAUCCGACAACGUUCUGCUUUUACCCCUGCCACUGUAACCGGUUCUUCUCCUUCCCCUGUACUUGGACAGGGUGAAAAGGUGGAAGGACUUCAAGCACAGGCCUUAUAUCCAUGGAGAGCCAAAAAAGACAACCAUCUAAACUUCAAUAAGAAUGACAUCAUCACUGUUCUAGAACAACAGGACAUGUGGUGGUUUGGAGAGGUCCAAGGUCACAAGGGCUGGUUUCCCAAAUCAUAUGUGAAGCUCAUUUCAGGUCCUCUUAGGAAGUCUACAAGUAUUGACUCAACGUCUUCAGAAAGUCCGGCCAGUUUAAAGAGAGUCUCAUCACCAGCAUUCAAGCCAACUGUCCAACAAGGUGAAGAAUACAUAGCGAUGUACACAUACGAGAGCAAUGAACAAGGAGAUCUGACCUUCCAGCAAGGCGAUAUGAUAGUAGUCAUUAAGAAAGAUGGAGAUUGGUGGACAGGAACAGUGGCAGAUAAAACCGGUGUCUUUCCUUCCAACUACGUCAGACUAAAAGAUUCAGAGGGUGUUGGGAUAGCAGGUAAAACGGGAAGCCUUGGAAAGAAACCAGAAAUUGCCCAGGUUAUUGCCCCUUAUGCGGCUACCGGUCCUGAGCAGCUGACCCUGGCUCCUGGCCAACUGAUCCUGAUUAGGAAGAAGAACCCCGGAGGCUGGUGGGAAGGAGAGUUACAGGCCCGUGGGAAGAAGAGACAGAUUGGUUGGUUCCCUGCCAACUAUGUUAAACUUUUGAGCCCUGGUACAAAUAAGAGCACCCCUACAGAUCCUCCAAAACCAGCAGUGUUACCGACCACAUGCCAGGUUAUUGGGAUGUAUGAUUACAUUGCACAGAAUGAUGAUGAGCUGGCCUUUUCCAAGGGUCAGGUGAUCAACGUACUGAACAAAGAAGAUCCAGACUGGUGGAAAGGUGAACUGAACGGUCAAGUGGGUCUCUUCCCAUCCAACUACGUCAAGCUGACUACAGACAUGGACCCCAGCCAACAGUGGUGUGCAGACCUCCAUCUCCUGGACAUGUUGAGUCCUGCAGAGAGAAAACGUCAGGGUUAUAUUCACGAGCUGAUUGUGACUGAGGAGAAUUAUGUGAAUGACCUCCAGCUGGUCACAGAGACGUUCCAGAAGCCGUUGCUGGAAUCAGAGCUGUUAACCGAGAAGGAAGUGGCAAUGAUAUUUGUCAACUGGAAGGAGCUAAUCAUGUGCAAUAUUAAACUGCUCAAGGCUUUGCGAGUUCGCAAAAAGAUGUCUGGUGAGAAGAUGCCUGUAAAGAUGAUUGGUGACAUAUUGACAGCUCAGUUACCGCAUAUGCAGCCAUACAUCCGCUUCUGUAGUUGCCAGUUAAACGGUGCCGCCCUCAUCCAGCAGAAAACCGAUGAAGUGCCAGAGUUCAAGGACUUUGUCAAGAGGUUAGCUAUGGAUCCUCGAUGUAAAGGAAUGCCUCUGUCCAGCUUCAUUCUCAAACCUAUGCAAAGAGUAACUAGAUACCCUCUUAUCAUUAAAAAUAUUCUAGAAAAUACACCCGAAAACCACCCAGAUCACAGUCAUCUGAAACAAGCACUGGAGAAGGCAGAGGAGCUGUGCUCUCAAGUCAAUGAGGGUGUCCGAGAAAAGGAGAACUCCGACCGAUUGGAGUGGAUUCAGGCUCACGUGCAAUGUGAAGGCUUGUCAGAGCAAUUAGUUUUUAAUUCUGUGACAAACUGUUUGGGUCCGCGGAAGUUUCUGCACAGUGGAAAACUCUACAAAGCCAAGAGCAAUAAGGAAUUAUAUGGUUUUCUGUUCAAUGACUUCCUGCUGCUGACACAAAUCAUCAAACCGCUUGGAUCCUCUGGCAACGACAAAGUCUUCAGCCCUAAAUCCAAUCUUCAGUACAAGAUGUACAAGACACCCAUAUUCCUGAAUGAAGUGCUGGUGAAACUGCCCACAGAUCCAUCAGGGGAUGAGCCCAUAUUCCACAUCUCUCACAUUGAUCGUGUGUACACGCUGCGUGCUGAGAGCAUCAAUGAGAGAACAGCGUGGGUGCAGAAGAUCAAAGCUGCCUCAGAGUUGUAUAUUGAGACAGAAAAAAAGAAGCGGGAGAAGGCAUAUCUAGUACGUUCUCAGAGAGCCACUGGAAUUGGGCGGCUGAUGGUGAAUAUUGUGGAAGGUAUUGAAUUAAAACCAUGCAGGUCACAUGGUAAGAGCAAUCCGUACUGUGAGAUCACGAUGGGCUCCCAGUGCCACAUUACCAAGACCAUCCAGGACACUCUCAACCCCAAGUGGAAUUCCAACUGCCAGUUCUUCAUAAAGGAUCUGGAGCAGGAUGUUCUUUGUAUCACCGUCUUUGAAAGGGAUCAGUUUUCUCCGGACGAUUUCCUUGGGCGGACAGAAAUACGAGUAGCGGACAUUAGGAAAGAUCAAGGCUCAAAGGGUCCAGUUACCAAGUGUCUGCUGCUGCACGAGGUCCCGACAGGCGAGAUUGUUGUCCGGCUGGACUUGCAGCUGUUUGAUGAGCCGUAGGAAGACUUGCACAAGCCGCGUCCUCCUUCCAACCCCCAAUCCCUCGGCCGCAGCGCCCUUCACAAUGGUACAUCGCCAAACUCCGGAUCCGACAUUGCCGCAUUUCUGUCUCAGAUUUUUAAUUGGGAUUGCCAUUUUCUAAGAAGAUGUCUGUGUUUUAUAUGUGGGACUCCAUUUUAGAUUGUAGCCUGUUGGUUGUUUUUUGUUUUUUUGCUUUUCUGGGUACAGAUGACCUUCGCUGUGAUAGGAAGAUUUACAUGUUCUGAAUUCCUCUCCCAUCACUAACUGCACAUAAAACAGACGGUACGUUUGAGAGUCUGGAAGGAAAUACUGCAGGUUUCAGGUCCGGCUACCCAUGAUUCCCUGCUGCUAGAGCAUGACAUGUCCUGUCAAGCUGGAACUUGUAGUUCUACACACACUGCAGAACCAUGGAAGUUGUG
Nanorana parkeri is the source of this 5731-nucleotide messenger RNA. It is a transcript of the gene ITSN1, whose product is annotated as intersectin 1. The transcript is spliced from 39 exons. NCBI's taxonomy places the organism in Eukaryota, Metazoa, Chordata, Amphibia, Anura, Dicroglossidae. Gene Ontology annotation, biological process: intracellular signal transduction; positive regulation of Rho protein signal transduction. Gene Ontology annotation, molecular function: protein binding; calcium ion binding; guanyl-nucleotide exchange factor activity. The record is from RefSeq and is a predicted model, not a curated record. The coding region runs from base 159 to 5291 and encodes 1710 amino acids.